Molecule: messenger RNA, 4315 nt
Organism: Mus caroli (Ryukyu mouse)
Lineage: Eukaryota; Metazoa; Chordata; Mammalia; Rodentia; Muridae
Gene: Angel1
Product: angel homolog 1
Molecular function (GO): 3'-5'-RNA exonuclease activity
Source: RefSeq, a predicted model, not a curated record
ACCCUUUUGGUGGCUCUGGUGGUCAUCUUUUCUCAUAUGUUGGCUGGGUCUAAGCCUAGACUUGGCUGUGAGUGCUCAGGUGCUGUAGAGGGGCCUCUUAGCGACAGCCUAUUUCCUUCUGAGUUAGCACCAAACCCAAGGUUCUUAGUCAGGUGACCGUGAAGUCCCGCCACCAUGUUUUUCUCUCAAGGUGGCUGCGCCUCAGGUACGAAGUAUUUCAGUGAUGGGUGAAGUCAGGUUUCUUCUACCCAGUUCUUCCUUUUUGCUUACACCUGUGGGAGAGCAUCCUCGACCUUGGCACAGAAGAACAAACCAAAGCACCACAAGCCUAUGUCCUAUCACCACGAUUCGUUGCUACCACAGCAUUGCUCAAGCCAGACUCCUAAGCUGUUUCAUUUCAGGCCGGCAUUCUCACGCUCAGCUGUGUUUGCAUGUGGAGUUGAAGUUCACUUAAGGUGUGGUGUCAAGAGAACCCAAGGGCUUGUCUGUUGCUCCUUGAUUAAGGCUUCAGGGCGUCAACAGUCAGCCCGUCAGUGUUAUGAUGUAUCCAGCUGGUCCAGGAUCCGGUGACUCCCCAGAGGGCUUCUCCGAACAGCCAAGGCUUCAGCCACAAAUUGGAAAUGGCACAGCUCAGACACUGGAUGCUUUCUUUACAUGUCGAAAAAAUGCCCUUCUGGCGAAGAGCUCAUCCCCCCAGGUAGAGGGUAACUUUGCCAUGGCCCCUCGGGGGCCUGACCAAGAAGAGUGUGAGGGCCUGCUGCAGCAGUGGCGAGAAGAAGGGUGGAACCAGACACUCUCAACUGCAAGCGAGGGUCCCCUUGCAGAUAAGGGACUAGCUGAGAGCAGCCUGGCCCUCCUGAUGGAUAAUUCUGGAGAACAGGAUGCUGCCUCGGAGGACAAGUGGUCCAGCAGGCAGCUGAGUGACCUUCGGGCAGCAGAGAACCUGGACCAGCCUUUCCCUGAGGUGCUAGGGGAGGAGCCUCUGGCCGAGGUUGAGGGUCCUUUGUGGGCGGCUGUUCCGGUACAGACAGGGCCCCAGUAUGCAGAUUGUGCUGUUCUUCCAAUGGGUGCGAUGGCCGCAGAACAGUGGGAAGAGGACCCUGCAAUGGUGGCCUGGAGCAUAGCACCAGAGCCUAUGCCCCAGGAGGAGACUUCCAUGUGGCCCUUUGAAGGCCUGGAACAGCUGCAGCCUCCCCCAAUGGAAAUACCUUAUCAUGAAAUCCUGUGGCGAGAAUGGGAGGAUUUCUCCACACAGCCAGAUGCUCAGGGUCUGGAGGCAGGAGACGGCCCUCAGUUCCAGUUCACUCUGAUGUCGUAUAAUAUCCUGGCCCAGGACCUGAUGCAGCAGAGCUCAGAGCUCUAUCUGCAUUGCCAUCCAGACAUCCUCAACUGGAAUUACCGCUUUGCCAACCUCAUGCAGGAAUUCCAGCACUGGGACCCGGAUAUCCUGUGUCUUCAGGAAGUCCAGGAAGACCAUUACUGGGAGCAGCUGGAGCCCUCUCUGCGGAUGAUGGGCUUCACCUGUUUUUACAAGAGGAGGACUGGGUGUAAAACGGAUGGCUGCGCUGUGUGCUACAAGCCCACCAGGUUCCGUCUGCUCUGUGCCAGCCCUGUGGAGUACUUCCGGCCUGGGUUGGAGCUCCUCAAUCGGGACAAUGUGGGCUUAGUGUUGCUGCUGCAGCCGCUAGUGCCAGAAGGUCUGGGGCAAGUCUCAGUGGCUCCCCUGUGUGUGGCAAAUACCCAUGUCCUGUACAACCCGCGUCGGGGUGAUGUCAAGCUGGCCCAGAUGGCCAUUCUUCUGGCCGAGGUGGACAAGGUGGCCAGGUUGUCAGAUGGCAGCCACUGCCCCAUCAUCCUGUGUGGGGACCUGAAUUCUGUCCCUGACUCACCUCUCUACAACUUCAUCAGGGAUGGAGAGCUCCAGUACAAUGGCAUGCCAGCCUGGAAGGUUUCUGGACAGGAAGACUUCUCUCAUCAGCUUUACCAGAGGAAGCUGCAGGCCCCACUGUGGCCCAGCUCCCUGGGCAUCACUGACUGCUGUCAAUAUGUUACCUCCUGUCAUCCCAAGAGAUCAGAGAGACUGAAAUAUGGCCGAGACUUCCUACUACGAUUCCGCUUCUGCGACCUCGCUUGUCAGCGACCAGUAGGACUGGUUCUCAUGGAAGGAGUGACAGACACUAAGCCAGAUCGACCUGCUGGUUGGGCCGAGUGUAUCUUUGAGGAAGAGAUAUCUGAACUUGAGCCUGUCUUCCCCAGGACUAUAGGCACCAUCCAGCACUGCCUCCACCUGACCUCAGUGUAUACCCAUUUCCUGCCCCAGCAUGGCUGCCCAGAGGUCACCACGAUGCCCUUAGGGCUUGGGAUGACAGUGGAUUACAUUUUUUUCUCAGCUGAAUCCUGUGAGAAUGAGAACAGAGCCGAUCACAGACUGGAUCGAGAUGGAACUCUCAAGCUCCUGGGCCGCCUCUCCCUCCUCUCUGAAGAGAUUCUCUGGGCUGCCAAUGGCUUACCCAACCCCUUCUACUCUUCAGACCAUCUCUGCUUGCUUGCCAGCUUCGGCAUGGAAGUCACUGCCCCAUGAGGGGCCCCAGGGAAAGAGCUCACUGGACCGACGACUGCAAAUGCCCCGUGCUGUGGAAACUUCCGUCCCUUCCCUUGUCCCAUCCUGCCCGUGGUUAGACUUUCUCCAGGCCUGUCCACGUUCUCGGCCUGUGGUCCCUGCCCUGCCCCAACCUCUUCCUAAUCCUGGGCCACAUGCUAGGUGGCCCCUCGAGAGGUGGAGAAUUCUCCCCUUUCUUCCAUGUACCCAGCACCCCUCCCCCCAUUGAUUUUUUUUUUAAUGACCAGGGUUGCGGGAGUUAUUGAUCUCAUUGGUUAUUCGCUUUCAGGCCAUUUCUUGGUGGCACCCUCUGACCCAACCUUCCCUUUCCUUUCAUGACCUCUGGGCUCUGGCAUACACAUGAGCAAGGUGUGUGUAAAGCGUGAGUUCUCUUGGGGCGGGACUGCCCAGCACAGCCAAAGCCUACCUCUGCCUAGUCCAUGUGCUACCUACCAUGAGCUGCUGGGCUAGGGACAGGUUGAAAGCAUGACAUAGUAGCUGUGUGCUGCCGGGAAGCAGCAGGUAUGGGGCCCUUUUCUCCCAGUCAGUCAUCUCAGCAUCCUGGGCACACUUGUUAUUUCUGGAGACAAAUUGGCCCCCAGCCUGGAGCAGCAGCUCAGGGAUGCCCUAACCUCAGAUCUCCUCACUGCCUUCCUUGAGGAAAAGGGGUGGACGCCUUGUGCUGGGGUUCACUGGGCUGGCACAGUGCUGGGAGGCUUUGGCAUUUGAAGGAUGAGGAGACUGAGCCUUCAGGGAACUGUUGUCUCUCCAGACUCUGAAGAACUGGGUAAGAGCAGGAGGCUCUACAGCAGCCUUAGCCAGCACUGGAGCCCCAGAGGGCUUGAUCUCUGACCUCUGCGCACCUAAGAAAGUUUCUUUUCUUCUUCUCUCUCCUCCCCCUCCCCUCCCUUGUUCCCUCCCAUUUUCUCUCUGGAGAAGCCUGCUUGUUUAGCUCAGGCCAAAACAUCUCAACAGAAGCCUGGCUUUGGGCAAACUAGGUCUAAGAACUCAGGGUGGCAGUGCUUGCCCAUUUAUCUGCCUUUUCCUCCCCAAACACGGGCUCCUCUCCCCUAACCUACUGAAAACCCCUGUAGCCCAAACCAUGUCACCUGCAUGCCUUACUGCUGGGGUGCAGUAGAAUGUCCUCAGGUCUCCACACAGCUUCAACUCAGAAUAUCUGCUGGCCCAGAGAUGAGGGGAUUGACUGAGGCUGCAGUUAGGCAUGGUGGAGCAGCAGUUACAUCCUUCCCUUGAGUUGAAAGCCAGAGACCUGUCUGGAAUAAUGCUGCUGCUGCUGCAUUGCUGACUCUCAGCUUCCCAUGCUCAGGUCUGGGGGACGUCUUUUCCUAUGUGUGUCUAUUUUUAAGUUUUGUUUUCUGGGUACUGGACAUCUGCCUGUCUGAGCCCCAGGCCCAUCUAUCUGUCCAAAGCCCACUUUUCACCGUCACUCUCUGGGCACCACCUGAGAUGGUUCCACAACCGUACCCUGUUGGUUCUCAGAACAAGGGCCAAUGAUUGUUCCCCCUGCCAGGAAAUGCAGGUUCAACUGCUAAAGGAGGCAGAGGGUCAGAGCUUGGUGGUUUAUCUUUUCCUUGUUUCUCCUUUGUUUCUGUUUUAGAAAUGAAGUGUGGGGGUUUAAAUGGCACUUAAACUGCACCCUGGAACCACCAGAACCAGGCAACGUUUUUUCCAAAUAAAGGCUUACCAUGCCCCCUA